Molecule: messenger RNA, 780 nt
Organism: Anopheles aquasalis
Lineage: Eukaryota; Metazoa; Arthropoda; Insecta; Diptera; Culicidae
Product: chymotrypsin-2-like
Biological process (GO): proteolysis
Molecular function (GO): serine-type endopeptidase activity
Source: RefSeq, a predicted model, not a curated record
AUGAAACGCUUCUGUGCCCUCUCGGUGUUGUGUUUGGUGGUGUUGGCCAGUGCUACAGAGAAUGGCGGCGAAACGGCUGACUGGAUGGGCCGGAUCAUCGGUGGGCAGGAUGCAGUAACGGGCCAGUUCCCGUACCAGGUGUCACUGCGAACGGCGUUCGAUUUUCAUUUCUGCGGUGGAGCGAUCAUCGGUGAUCGUUGGCUUUUAACCGCGGCCCACUGUGUCAUCGGUCGGGAACCGAGCGAGAUUGUGGCCGUUCUUGGAUCGCUUUCGAAACAACGCGGUGGUUCGUACUACGAACUCAAAGACAUCAUUGUGCAUCCAAACUACAACGGAUGGAAUCAGGACAAUGAUAUCGCCAUUCUGUGGCUGCAAAAAUCGAUCCGAUUCAGUACCACCGUCUUCCCGGUGAAAAUGGCACGCAACUAUGCAUCGGGAAAUAUGGCGGUGCUCGCUUCCGGUUGGGGUCUCACCUCGGUCAGCACAGCGGCACAGCCGGAUGUGCUGCAGUACGUUGCGCUGCGUACGAUCGACAACGGGGAGUGUAUGCGUCGGUUCACAAAUCUCGAGAAUCGUUCCGUGACGCCAACCAACCUGUGCACGUACAGUCGUACCAGCCAAGGAACUUGCAUGGGAGACUCCGGUGGUCCACUGGUGAACAACGGUGAGCUGGUAGGUUUGGUAUCCUGGGGCAUCCCAUGUGCCGCUGGUUAUCCCGAUGUCUACGUACGCGUCGCUUCAUACCGUUCCUGGGUCACUGCCAUCACGAGUGUACACUAA